Tripterygium wilfordii is the source of this 1352-nucleotide messenger RNA. RefSeq lists its product as uncharacterized. The transcript is spliced from 7 exons. Bases 283 to 1014 code for a protein of 243 amino acids. NCBI's taxonomy places the organism in Eukaryota, Viridiplantae, Streptophyta, Magnoliopsida, Celastrales, Celastraceae. The record is from RefSeq and is a predicted model, not a curated record.
GUGCAAAUAAAAUUUCUCCAUCGGAUUUCCACCACCGUCUUCUCUGGCUUUCUUACUGAUUCGAUCAAAAUUCGAAACCAGGACUCCGAUUCCGACUCCGACUCCGACUCCGACUCCGACUCCGACUCCGAUACGAUUUACGGAAACAAAUAUUCAAAGAGAAUCCGGUAGAAAGUUGAGUAAACAAGGGGAGAAAAUUAAAAUAGUGAACCCUGACCAUGCGUCUAGAGUUUCGAAUUCUUCAAUUACCAUCUGAGCAAUUGAAGGUUUAAUUACGUGAGAAUGGGAAGCGAAAAUGUUAAUCGGAGGAAGGAUAGUCCUUAUCCACCUCCAAACAUACCUCAAGAGAAAGCGGAAGUUUUGAAGCUUUGGGGAGUUUUCCUCUUCGGCUUGAUUGGUGCAACUGCCACCACCUUCGCUGUUGGUCAUCUACGGAGGACUGUUGAUUGGUUCUGGACCGAGUUAUCCAGGUCACAAGCAGCACGGAAAGGAGGAGCUGGCCAAUCUUUCCGUACAUCUUUUCAAGAAGAAGCCUGGAAAAGGUAUAAUCGUCGAAUGCAAGAGGAGUAUGAAGAAGAAAUGGAGAGAGUGGAGCGUAUAAGGCGUAUGCAGAGUGUGUUCAAUAGAGAGCGGGACAAACACAGAAGGGGCUAUGAGAACUGGAGGGAGAAUGGUACAGGCGCAUAUCAUCAACAGUCUCAACGGGAUGAUUGGUAUUGGAAAGCGGAAGCAUCCUUUAGGGAACAGAGUCAUCGGAGGACUAAUUACAGGCAAAUGCCUAGAGAAAGUCCAAGCUAUAUGUUAUCACAUCAUUACUCUGUUUUGGGGCUUGACAGGACCAGAAAGACACCUUACUCGGAAGCUGAGAUCAAGACAGCGUUCAGGGCUAAGGCAAAGGAGUUCCAUCCAGAUCAGAACCAGGAUAAUACAGAAGCUGCUGAGGCAAAAUUCAAAGAGGUAAUGACGUCGUAUGAGGCUAUCAAGCAAGAAAGAAGAACGGACAUGAAGUUGUGAAACAACUAACAAGUGUUUGUGGAUUAGAGAAGCCUAGAUGAAUCCUAGGGGUUUCCCCUGCAACUCUACCACAAAGUGACUUUUUUUGGUGAUCAUUCUUUUUGGGUGAGGGAUGUAUUUGUAUAGAUCAUGACUCUCUCUAAUGGAAGCUCUUGUUAUAUAUAUCAUACCAAACUACAGAAAGAAUGGUAAAGAACCCAUUCCUUAUUUCUUCCAUUUUUUAUUGGCGCAUCAGGUACAGAACAUAAGGCUUUUGUUACUGUGUUGAAAGUCCAGUUUUGUGGCUCCAAUAAUGUAAGGAUGCAGUAUGUACUAUAAGGUAUAACGUUUUUGAGACU